This is a messenger RNA of Penaeus monodon (black tiger shrimp), 1486 nucleotides long. RefSeq lists its product as uncharacterized. Lineage: Eukaryota; Metazoa; Arthropoda; Malacostraca; Decapoda; Penaeidae. The record is from RefSeq and is a predicted model, not a curated record. The transcript has 5 exons. Bases 821 to 1429 code for a protein of 202 amino acids.
UAACCAUUCGGAUUUUAGAUAAAAUAUGCUGUCAAAAUAAUAACACACAGAUAUCAAUUAAACUUAUACUAAUAGAGAAUACGAUCUCUGGUGCUUUUAUUGUUAUUAAUAACUGAUCCGGUUUAUGUUCCUUAAUAAAUAAAAGAACUAAAUCAAUAAAAAAAAAAACUAAAUCAAUAAGAAAUUAUACAUGUCGUUUUAGUCAAAAUAAAUAUCUAAAUAGAAUGCUCUAUAUCCAGGUUUAGACCAAAUUAAUAAUUAGACGAAAUACCAUAGAGAACAUGUGAAUCAUUUUCUGGGAUAAGUGCCUAGUGAGGUUAGCACUCGCCUGGGACGGUGCCAAGUUGGGGCAUCAUUUGGCACCACAACACAACGCAGUUUCAGUCUUAUAAAGCUACCCAGUAACGCCAGCUGUAGAUUCCCUUGACAGAUCACUCACCAAUUCAUAAUCUCCUUGACCGGUCAAAUUCCGUAAAGAUAACCCGUGAUUCGUACAUGGAGGCGAAGAAUAACACUCGUGAUAACAGUGGAUAUCAUCAAGAGGAAAUUCUGACUGGACUCUCCAUAGGAGACGUAUAAAAUACCCUCCCUAUCAAGACCAUACUUUCACCACGUUCUGUUUUCUACUAAUCCAUUGCAUCAUACUUCCCCUACAUGUCCGCAUUUCAUCUUUGCAAACACUUCUAUCAACACUACAAAUCCAGUUAAUGAAGCUACAACCCAUAACUCCCACAAAUAUACCAAACACUUAUAUGCACUUCUUAUUUACACUUGUACUUAUACCCUGAGGGUUUUAGCAUCUCUUACCACCCCAUAGCAAAUGUUCAUCAUACCAGCAUCCGCUACCCAGCCAGAUGACGGCCUUCCAGCAUCUUGGGCAUCGAGAGAGGUGGACGAAGAGGAGGCACAGAGAGAUGUGGUAGCCGCUCCGAGAACAGUGCUGAGACUCAUGGCAAGCAUAUCACUGGGCCUGGACGUGGUAGGCGCAGGGAUCCAAGGCUCAGUGUUGGAGAGAGAAGAGCGGAGUUUCUACCGCUGUCUCCUCAAAGCCGAGGGAAUAGUCGUGGGGAGCCGGUGGAAUGCCUCGCCGACGACAGUGCCGCUGCCCACCUGCUAUGCGCAUGAUAUUCGAUUCGUGAGGAUCUGCACAGGCGCGGGUACAGUGGUGUUGGUCUGUCAUAUCAUCGCCAUCCUCCUGCUGCUAAUCGCUCUUGCUAUUGGGCGGCGUCGUCUCAGCUUCCCCUGGUUGGGCUGGAGCCUGCUGGUGGCGCUGCAAGAGGUGAUACUCAUCGGGGCGUGUUGGUCCCUCUUGUACUCGGCUGAGCUGACUCUCUUCGGCUGCCACGCCCUAAUGCUGGUGACGAGCGUGGUCCUCGCAAUGCCUUUCCUGCAGGACAGCGUGGUGUGGGCUCCUGUUUCACCAGCCUGAUAGAACACGCUCCCGAGACACUUCGGAAGGAAAAAUAAAAUAGCAAGCUUUUCUCCC